AUGACUAGCCACGGGAGUUUCAUGGCUUUGCUCAGACUUAUCAUCACCGUUAGUAAUAGAGGCGGGUUUAAAGCCGUUUCUGAGAAUGCUGCAUGGGAUAAAGUUGGUCAGGAGUCUGGAUUAGGGCUUGGUGCGAAAUUGAUCUAUGUCAAGUAUCUUGCCGCACUUGCUCGAUGGUUGAACAGUGAUUCUAGCCCGGGGUUGCCUGGAACCUCGAAGGAUCUGAUUGCUAGGCUUAGAGACUUUGUAUCUCAAGCCAAGAGCAAGUAUGAGUUGAGGAAAGUAGGAGGAGAGUUCAAAUGGUUGCUUGUGAAAGUUGACAAGGAUCGCUCUUCGCCUGGGAAGAGGAAACGGGAAUGUUCUGUAGAGACUUUGAAAUGGUUAAGCGAGGCUGCUAAGGAUCCAUGUGACACAUCUAAUGCUUCUUUGCCGGAUAGAUCAAAGUGGGAUUCUUAUGGAAGUGAAGAGCCAUGGAAACAGCUUCUUCUGUUUAGGGCCUCAAGAACAAACACUACUGAUUCGGCUUGUGAAAAGACUUGGCAGAAAAUCCAGAAGAUGCAUCUAUCUUUGUAUCGGGAUAGUGCUGGGCCUAGUUACAAUCUAAGAGAGAGACUCAGUAGUCAGUUUAACGAGAGGAAAGCUGGGAAGGAUGAAUCAUGUGGUCUACUUUGUUCAGAGUUUCAAGCUCAAGUACAUGACUGGUCUCUCAUCGCCUCUGAAAGCGAUUCAAAGUGGUUUGACACUCUGAUGCCGCCACUUAACAAAGAACAAAACAAUAAUAAUCGUCUUACUGAAAGAGACCCUAUUGGAAAUGCUGACAGCAAUAAAAUGCUCACAAUGCUCGUCUCAGCUAUGGGAGAGUGUGCACUCUCGAUCCUUAGAGAACCAGCAGAGCCACAGCUUUUUCUCGAUGAGGAUUCACUGCUUGACUUCUGCAUCUCAACACUGAAGAUCACUUCCUGCCUAGUUGAGGAUGUAAUUGCUAGUCCGUGGAUUUCACUUCCAGAGCUCACACAUCAAUGUGCUUCAUUUCCUGAAACUGGUGACAAUAUAAAGCAUUCUAAAAAGGUUUCCAUGGCGUUCAAAUUAUGUAUCAGAACCGUGUGGAAUUGUGUUAGACUCAUCUGUCUGAAAUUUGUAAAUGUUGAGUCUAACUCAUCUGAGGAUUUUGUGUCCGAAAAAGCAGUUGCUGAUUUUGUGAGCGAGGCAUGUCGCAAAUCUGCAUACUAUCUGGAUGUUCUCGAGCAACAUGGAGAACUAGAAAUUGAGGAGCUUGUUUUGUUUAUUCUAGAAAAUUGGUCUGAAGCUAAAAAACUCACCACAAGUUUACCAGACCUUACACCAAUAAUACAACAGUGGGUUAAGAUACAACACAAGCGUCAUAAGAGUUCUGAUAUGGCUGACUCAUGUACACUCUUUCACUCCUUGCUGUCAUCUUCUCAGAAGAUUUCGAAAAUAGUGACUGGAAAUAUCUUGGAGCAGGAAAGCAUAUUUAAUGAGAGCCAUGAGACUUGUUUCCAACUAAUUAUUAUAUAUUUCUUAAGAGCCUUAUACUUCCAAGAAACUGAACCAGAGUCCAAGCAAAUUUUCGAAGACAUUAACAAAUCUUUGAAUCUAUGGGUAUGGAUUCAGUCUAGUGAGACUAUUCCCCUGGAAAACGUGAUUCCUCUACUGUUCAAUGUAAUUGAUUUGGUUUCAAUAAAGGGUUGGAUAGAGCUCCAUCAACGCAUAUACGACUUGAUGUUUAGAAUCUUCAAAGGGAGAAAUGUCAGAUUGAAGGAUGCUUUGGCAAUGUUGUGGGAUUGUAGACGGCUAAGUCAUGCGUUAUGUCCUUCUCCAAUAGAUGAUGCUGUCAUCACGGGAUUAUCAUGCUACUUUGAUGAAAUAUCAGAGUCAACAUAUUUCUGGAAAAGUUGCUUGCAGUUUUCAAAAGCAAAAUCAAUUGGGUUCGAGCUGAGCAUACAUGAAUCAGACAUCACAAUAGAUGAGAUUAAACGCACAGCUUCCAAACUAGACACAACUUCCAAACCAGUCUCAAGUGAUCCCUUUACCUGUUUCUCGUCUUUUGUUGCUGCAUCUCUAUAUUAUGAUCUCUGUGAAAGAGAAUUGUCAUGUGGUAAUUUAUACGAGGCUCUCUCUUAUGCUAAGGAAGCACACAGGAUUCGAAAUUUUCUUCUACAAAAAUGGUUUAGAUAUGGAGGGGAAAGUACAAAGACAGUAGAAAUAAUGACUUUCGUCUUUAAGAAGUUUGAAGUUUCAAGUCUUAGAGAUACCGAUUCAUGGCCAUGUGGAACUUUUCUCUGGGAUAUUACCCGCUGCUACUUAAGCCCUUGGAUUUUGCUCCAAUGUUGUUUGGAAAGUGUUCUUCAGCUUGGUGGUAUUUAUGAGCUUAUGGGGGAAAGAGAUAGGGCUGGAACCUUGCUAUCUUGGGGAAAAACCGUUUCAUCUAUUCAGAGCCUACAACCUUUUGUCCUUGCAUUUUCUCUUGCUUUGGGGAAUCUCUACAAUAAAAUGCAGUGUUGGGAUCUAGCAGAAAAGGAGCUCCAGAAUGCGAAAAAGCUGCUAACAGAUAGUCAAAGAGAUUUUCCUUGCCGGAACUGCAAGCUGAUGUUAGAGGUUACGUUGGAUAAGCAAUUUGGAGACUUGUCUCAAAGACAAUCUGAGAGUCUGUAUAGUGCAGCCUUUCAAAAAAUAUGCUGCCCAGCUUGGAAAGGAUGCAUUAAUCAAACAGCCGAGGUAGAGAAACCAAGAGACUCGAAAAUGAGGCGUGGAGGAGGUGCUCUAAUUGUGCAUGCUUGCGAGAUGAAGGAGCAGCCUAUUAUAAGGUUGACUCGCUCAAUGAGUCGAUCACUUGAAGAACGACCUCAAAACUUUCCUGCUAAGAAGUGUAGAUUCAUUGAUGAAUCUGAUAUCUGUGAUGCAAAGGGGUUGAUGCGGGACACUAAAAACAGAAUCUGCGUUUGCAUCAAUAGAAUAAGCCAGCAGCACCUCUCUAACGAAGUUACAAGAUCUGGAUUGCCAAAUGACUUUAUAAGUUUGAAAUGGCAAUUUUACCAAAGGAGGCUUGCGUGCACGGUUCUUGUCAGCCUUGGAAAAUGUUUGGCUAAAUCUGGAAAGGUUCAUCAAGCACAUGGGGCAAUUUUGCAUAGCAUCGCUGCUUUGUAUAACAGUACCGUAUCCAUCCUCAGCUCACCUUCUUCUCGCAGUCCAUUGCUGGAUUUUAUUGGGAAGGAAAUCAAAGGAGAUGUAUUUGGUCUUGAUGGUGCAAGAAUAUUAUACAACUUGUGCAAGUUGAGUCUUCAAACUUACCACUCCAGGUCUGUUUUAUGUGAUUUAUCACAUAUUCCAUAUCAGACGCUGGUUUCAUUGUUAACUUUGGCAUUUGUACUUAGCAGAGAGGAUCCGAUACUCUGUCGAAAGAUUUCAAGGUUGCUUGCUGUGUUAUACUUGGUCUCUUCUAUAGGGUCUGAGUUCUCACUCCCCUGUGACGGAGAGCUUUCUUUAAGUCAUUGGGUUACAUAUUAUCAUCAAGCCUCUCUUGGUGCUAAUAUCAACUACCACUUCUUGUCAAAAUUUAUCAAAUCAGGACGCAACUCAAAUAAAGAGGCUUCUGAAGAAUUCGACUUUCUCAGGUCUUAA
Messenger RNA from Brassica oleracea var. oleracea, 3639 nucleotides. Its product is annotated as separase-like. NCBI's taxonomy places the organism in Eukaryota, Viridiplantae, Streptophyta, Magnoliopsida, Brassicales, Brassicaceae. The coding region runs from base 1 to 3639 and encodes 1212 amino acids. Gene Ontology annotation, molecular function: DNA binding; cysteine-type endopeptidase activity. The record is from RefSeq and is a predicted model, not a curated record. The transcript has 16 exons. Gene Ontology annotation, cellular component: nucleus; centrosome; cytoplasm. Gene Ontology annotation, biological process: meiotic chromosome separation; proteolysis.